AUGUCGCUGCUGAGGCUCCGCGGCCCCAUCACCGCCCUCGGCCGCCCGCGCGCCCCCCCGGCCUGGCAGCGGGGCCUGCACCCCCCCGGCCUGCACCCCCCCGGCCUGCACCCCGCCCGGAGCUCAGGAAGACCUUGGAUUGUCUUUAGAAGAAAUUACUCGUCAAGUCUCCUGCGGGAGGAUGACUGGAAGAAGCAAAACUUUCAUCUCCUGGAGGUGCUGGAAGCGCGAUUACAGCAGCUCCAGGCAGAUAACCCGACUCAAGUGAGACACACCGUCGACGUACAAUUCAUCGACAGCGUGAACGUAACCUGCCUGGAAAGCCUGACCAGCUCGAAGUCGCUGGCCUCUCCGCCGGCCAGAGCAUUCAAACAACCUACCUGCCCGCCCGAGAGGGGAAAGCUGCCUGAACGACACGGGAGCGAGGCGGAGAAGGUCAGCGCCAAAGCCACCUCUGUCCCGAGUAAAUGGCUGGAAAAACUGAAGAAGGAAAAGCGUAACAAAGUCAGGAAACAGCAGAAUUUAGCGAAAAAGAUCAAGAAGGCUCCCCCCCAGUCCGGCACGAAAACACUCUGCAAAUCCGCAGGCGCCAAAGUCACAUUCAGCGCCGUGAAAGGCAAGAAGGGGGUAGCCAGCACGGAGACGGAGUCUAUCUCCUUGCCUGAAGACCCUCAGGGGUCCACCCUCGCUGAGGUGGAAAGGCUGAACCUGGAUACUAAUAACUGGGUUUCUUUUGCUGCUCAACUGCUGGAGGAUCGAGAAAGCAACAAGCACUGGGACGCCCAGCGGAACAUUCUAGCCUACGUCGAGGCCUGCAGCUUCAUCGGUGACCUGGACCGGGCUCACCAUUGCGUCCUCUUCCACCAUCGCCACCUGAACCGGCGCAAACACCUGAACAUCAAGAUUUACAGCGUUUUAAUGCGGCUUUGGGCCAAAAAGGUGUCACUGAACCAGAUCGGCCGGCUUUUCAGCCUGGUGGAGGAAGCGGAACUCAAACCAAAGCUGGACUGUUACGCAGCAGCGUUGGAGUGUAUGGGACGCAUGGAAAGUUGUGCCUUUCACGUGAUAAGGAGGUGUCUUCAUCAACUGGAGGAAGAUGGCUUCACGCUGCAGGAGCUGCUCAAGGGCUGCCUCUUCCACAAGGAUGAACGGGAAAUGGUGAUGAAGGCCAUCCGCGUGGUGGAGCCGGACUUCCAGCUCCCGAUCGAGCCAGCAGCCGAGGUCUGCCGGUCACCGCUGGUGAUGCAGUUGUACUCCAAGGAAGAGCCCAUCGCUUACCCCAAACUGGACCUGCGUGUGGAGGAGCUGAGACAGAGGUUCAGCCGGCAGCUGAGCCUGGAACAAGCCGACACCGUCACCAUCAACUCCAUCGAGGCAGCAAAGCCGGUCACGGAGAAGAUGAAAAGAUCGAGGAGACGCCUGGCAGAUUUACGCUCGAAAUGGCGGAAAUCUCUGCUGCAGGCAUUUCGCGACUGCAAGCUCCUCUUGGCCGGUGACCCUCGCCAGUCCUGGAAAAUGAACAUCUACCCGUACCUCUGUCUGCUGGACGACAAGGAGUACGUGGACAUUAUGUUGCAGAGCAUCACAAAUCUCCCCCCAAACGGCGAAGCGUUGCUGAUUAUGUCGAAGGAUCUGGGCAACCGAGUCUACAACAAAUACUCCGUACGGAAGAAGAUAAAGAAUGAGAUGGUGGCUAAGAUGAAGGACGUUUAUGGAGCUUACGUUGAGCUGCUGGCAAAGGAUACAGAGGUGAAUGAUUACCUGCCCCGGGAAUACUGGGCGAAAAUUGAAGCUGAAAUGAACUCGGGGCCAUCACUAAGAAGUGGGGACACUCUCUGGCCGCACACCCUGAUCAUACAGCUAGGGUCUCACCUGGUGGAUCUCAUGGUCCGCGACAUAAAGAUCCCCAUCAACAGCUCGAGCGGGGAGAAUAGAUACAUCCCCGUGCUGUACCACAUGUACACCUUCCGCAGUAACAAACAGAUCGGUUUCAUCAAGCCUCAUCCCAUUCUCACCCAGAUCCUUGCCGAAGCCGCAGAGACCACCCUGAGCUUUGACUCGUAUGUCAUGCCGAUGGUGUGUCCCCCCAUCCCCUGGAUAUCCCCCAGUUUCGGGGCUUACACCCUGACCCCCACGAAGCUCAUGCGCUGCUUGGACGGUGCCGUGCAGCACCAGCUACUGCUGGAGAAGUCCCAGAGCAGCGAUUUGCACGCCGUCCUCGAUUCCCUCAACCAGCUCGGCAGCUGCGCCUGGAAGAUCAACCAGCCCGUCCUGGACCUGAUCGUCUCCAUCUUCAACCACAAGGGGAGCGAGGAGCUGGAGAUCCCCCGCCCCCUCUCGGAGGCUCCCGCCAAGCCCCAGUGCAACCCCAGUCGCGAGCUGAGUGCAGGACAGAAGACGGCCUUCAAGCGGGAGGUGGCCGGGGUCAGGAAGAAGCUGGCCGAGAUGCACAGCCUCCGGAUGGACGCCCUCUACAAGCUCUCCAUCGCCAACCACAUGCGGGACGAGGUGUUCUGGUUCCCGCACAACAUGGACUUCAGAGGGAGGACCUACCCCUGCCCGCCCUACUUCAACCACCUGGGCAGUGACGUCACCCGGGCGCUCCUGCUGUUCGCUGAUGGGAAGCCUCUGGGGGAAGGUGGGUUGACCUGGCUGAAGAUCCACCUGGUCAACCUGACCGGCCUGAAGAAAAAGAGCUCGCUGAAAGCCAGGCUGGCCUACGCCAACAAGAUGAUGGACGAGAUCUUGGACUCGGCGGAUAACCCUCUCACGGGGCGGAAGUGGUGGAUGAAUGCGGAUGAGCCUUGGCAGGCUUUGGGCUGCUGUAUGGAGAUAGCAAGUGCAGUGAGAUCUCCUGACCCGACCCAAUACAUCUCUCAUUUCCCAGUCCAUCAGGAUGGAUCGUGCAAUGGGUUACAGCAUUACGCUGCCCUGGGACGAGAUGUAAUCGGUGCAACCUCAGUCAACCUUGUGCCCUGUGAGGUGCCACAGGAUGUUUAUAGUGGGGUGGCUCAACAGGUUGAAGAGUUUAGGAAGCGGGAUGCAGCGAAGGGGGAUAGAAUCGCCCAGAUCUUGGAGGGUUUCAUCAACCGUAAAGUGGUCAAGCAGACGGUGAUGACGGUGGUGUAUGGCGUCACACGGUUCGGAGGCCGUCUGCAGAUCGAGAAGCGAUUGAAGGAAAUGGAAAAUUUCCCCAAGGAGCACGUGUGGGAAGCCUCGCAUUUCCUGGUGAAGCAGGUGUUCAGCAGCCUGAAAGAGAUGUUCACCCUCACCAGGGAGAUCCAGGACUGGCUGACAGAAAGCGCCCGGCAGAUCGCAAAAUCAGGGCAUUCAGUGGAGUGGGUGACACCGUUGGGAUUGUCGAUUGUUCAGCCUUACCACAGGACCAAGACCAUGUUACUCAGGAGCAACAUGCAGUACUUGAACCUGCAAAUAAGUCACGACGUAGCUCAACGGCCCGACACAGUCAAACAGAAGAACGCUUUUGCACCGAAUUUCAUCCACUCCCUCGAUUCAACUCACAUGAUGCUGACAGCGCUGUACUGUUACAGGGCGGGGCUCACGUUUGUCUCUGUCCACGACUGUUUCUGGACGCACGCCAUCACAGUCGACGUCAUGAACAAGAUUUGCCGCGAGCAGUUUGUGGCCUUGCACAGCCAGCCCAUCCUGAAGGAUCUCUCCAGGUUCCUGGUGAACAAGUACCUUCCUUACAUUCCCCAAGACCAGAAGAACAAAAGGUUCCAAGAGUACAAGAGAAUGCUUGAGCUGCUCGCUGAAGUCCCAGAGACAGGAGAGUUUGAUUUACAGGAGGUGAAGGAAUCCACCUAUUUUUUCAGCUGAGUAGAGCUGUUCUGUUUGAGAGGAUCGAUGGCCGGAAAGCACGGGAUCGAAAACACGCCCAUCGCGCGUCGCGAAUCCGCCGCCACUUAAAAGGCUUUGCGACAGCAAGGGAGAGAGAGAGCGCGCAGCACGUCAGAGAAGAGACUGGAGAUGCGUCUCCCAGCCCAGCACCAACCGAGCUGCUAAGCCAGGGCCUGCUUCGGGGUUUUAGGUGCCGCCUGGAAUCUCCACCGAGGCGCGACUGAUCACCGGCCGUCAGUGCAGUGCCAACCGCCGCUGUGUUUCAAUCAAGUGGAAACGUUCGCAGCUCGCGUCACGUUUCGCAAAGUGAUCCGCCAGAAUUCGGAGCCUCGAAGCUCCCAUCCGCGACCGACGCCGUGAUCGAUCGAUGCCGGGGCCCGGAGACAGCCUGGAGGAAUUUUUUUUGUAAAAAAAAAAGAAGAAAAGUUAAAAGAUCGGCACUUAAAUUUUGCACAACUCCGGGGGGUAAAUGCCAGGAGGAGGGAAUCCAGCCUCGCAGAUAUUUUUUCGACAUGCGUGUGUUUUUACAGCUGUUAUUUUCUUGCUGACAGAGACUUGGAUAAAACAGCAUUAGCCCGAGGGACAGAAAGGACUUGAUAACCUCAUCACCUCAUCCACGUCAACCAUUUUCUGAGAGAGAGAGAAAGAGAGAGUAUUGCGGAGUCAGCGGUUCCAAAAUAAAUAUUUUUUUCUUUCUUUCUCUCUAAUCCAGUAAGCCUCUCGGGUUUUUAGUUCUGUGUGUGUGAGUGUGAGUGUGUGUGAGAGUGCGCGCGUGUGUCAGUGUGUGGUACGAGACGAGAGAGCAUGUAUGUGUCUGAGUGGUAGACGUGUGUUUUUUUUAAAUAAAGCUAUUUUGUAAGGGA
Callorhinchus milii (elephant shark) is the source of this 4724-nucleotide messenger RNA. It is a transcript of the gene polrmt, whose product is annotated as polymerase (RNA) mitochondrial (DNA directed). The transcript has 21 exons. The coding region runs from base 1 to 3840 and encodes 1279 amino acids. Gene Ontology annotation, cellular component: mitochondrial DNA-directed RNA polymerase complex. Gene Ontology annotation, biological process: mitochondrial transcription. The record is from RefSeq and is a predicted model, not a curated record. Gene Ontology annotation, molecular function: protein binding; DNA-directed RNA polymerase activity; mitochondrial promoter sequence-specific DNA binding. Lineage: Eukaryota; Metazoa; Chordata; Chondrichthyes; Chimaeriformes; Callorhinchidae.